Molecule: messenger RNA, 1177 nt
Organism: Hibiscus syriacus
Lineage: Eukaryota; Viridiplantae; Streptophyta; Magnoliopsida; Malvales; Malvaceae
Product: RING-H2 finger protein ATL8-like
Exons: 3
Coding region: 249-890 (213 amino acids)
Source: RefSeq, a predicted model, not a curated record
AAUAAAGCAACCAAUUCCAUUAGAAUCAUCUUCAAUUCUACAUUUUCUGGGGUCCAAAGUCCAAAAUCAAACUAAGAUUUAGAUCUCAUAAUCAUUGUAAAGAGUUCGUUUUCAUGUUCAAACAGUGGAAAAUGAAAAUGGGUUAUCUUAGAAUCGCUUCAGUUUUGCUCCGAAUUCUUGUCGUCAGCACGGGAAUUUGAUUUUCUUUUCUGGGUUCAUGAGAUAAAGAUCUGGGAUAUAUAUAAAAAAUGAAAUCAGCUGGGAUAAAUUUGGUGAUGACCAUAAUAGGGUUCACAAUGAGUAUUAUGUUCAUCGUCUUUGUUUGUACUCGUUUGAUUUGUGCUCGGAUUCAGCUCAUUGCUUCUCGGAGAUCCUUCCCUGUUGCUUCAAGAUCUGGUCCUAGUAUACUCGAACGGGGUUUGCACGGUCUCGAGCCUGUUGUUAUCGCCAACUUUCCCACCAAGAAAUACAGUGAUGCGUGCUUCUUGGCUUCGGAAGAUGCUCAGUGUAUAGUUUGCCUUUCUGAAUACCAUGCCGACAAUAUCUUGCGUAUCCUGCCCUAUUGUGGCCACUUCUUCCAUGUAACUUGCAUAGAUACGUGGCUGCAACAGCAUUCCACAUGUCCCGUCUGCCGGCUAUCGCUGCGUGAAUCUUCUGAGAAGAAGCGUUUGAUGCAACCGUUGUUCAGUUCCACCAUUCGAUCUCAUUUCGGCACGCGACGCCAUGGCUUCCCAUCGAGAAACGAAAGCCGUGGGAUGGACUCGGGUCUGGAAAAUUCCGGGAGAGAUGGAUCGGAAGCCGGGCAGAACAUACCCCCAACAACCGAAGAUGAUGAGGCCACCAUUAAAGACUCGAGAGGCAAGCACGUAGAAAGCCCUUCAAUCCCUUGAAUUAUCUUGGUUUUCGGAUCCUGUAUUUGCUCGGACUCUUCAUUUUUCUUGAAGCACCCAUGUCUCACACUCGUGUCUGAAACAUGGAUACGGAUAUAUGACCUCCAAAGAUCCUCCAAGUACAUGAAACACGAUAGAAAAAUGUGAUCAUAUGCGGGUCAUAUAAAUGUCCGUAUCCGACAGUCAAACCCGAGUUCGAGUAACAUUAGUGGAUCUCCUCCUUGAGAAGUGUACUGUUCUCUGUUUUUGUGGCUUACUGUAAAUAAAUGUGUAAAAGGCCAACGUUG